Dioscorea cayenensis subsp. rotundata (Guinea yam) is the source of this 1689-nucleotide messenger RNA. Its product is annotated as O-acyltransferase WSD1-like. The coding region runs from base 159 to 1580 and encodes 473 amino acids. The transcript is spliced from 5 exons. The record is from RefSeq and is a predicted model, not a curated record. Gene Ontology annotation, molecular function: diacylglycerol O-acyltransferase activity; long-chain-alcohol O-fatty-acyltransferase activity. Gene Ontology annotation, biological process: triglyceride biosynthetic process. Gene Ontology annotation, cellular component: plasma membrane. NCBI's taxonomy places the organism in Eukaryota, Viridiplantae, Streptophyta, Magnoliopsida, Dioscoreales, Dioscoreaceae.
AUUGAACCUUCCCAUGAUCCAAGCUCGUCUCUCUCUCUCUCUUUAUUGAUCUAUUUUAAAGCAUUCACUCUUAGUCUUCAAUUUGAACUAGUAUUCCAAAGAAUACAAACAGAGGUCAAGGUGCAAGCAAGCUCUAGUAGUACUACUGCAGCUGCAUCAUGGUGUCUAACGAGUUGAAGAAGUUCAAUAUGGAAGAAGAUGAGCCUGUGAGCCCUACUGGACAGUACUUCAAUAGCUCUGUGCUCUCUGUAAGCAUCCUCGCCUUCUUCGAGUCUGACAAACCUAUCGAUGAUUCCCCGGCCAUCAUCACCCUUGAGAACUCCUUCUUGCCCGUUAACCCUCGGUUCUCUUCAAUCAUGGUGAAAGAUGAGCAUGGUGUCCAAACUUGGAAGAGAGUUAACGUCAAUCUGGAAGAACACCUAAAAAUUCCUACAUUUCCUGCUGGCUUAGAAUCCUACGAUGAGUACGUGCAAGAGUAUAUAGCAAAGAUAGCAAUGGAGCCAUUGUCACAGAGGCGGCCUUUAUGGGAACUCCACCUUAUCAAGUACCCUACAAAGCAUGCAGAAGGAGUCAUGGUGUUCAAGCUUCACCAUGCUCUAGGAGAUGGCUUUUCUCUCAUGGGUGCUCUCUUUUCAAUGGUGCAACGAGCUGAUAAACCUUCACUCCCACUCACAUUCCCUUCAUCUCAUGCAAAACCUCAGAAUGAUGAUGAUCAUGGCAGCACCAUCUGGGAAACACUGUGCAGUGCUUUCAGUGUUGGGGUUAACACCAUAUGUGACUUUGGCUGGAGCUUCUUGAAAAGCACAUUGAUUGAAGAUGAUAAGACACCUAUAAGGUCUGGUGAUCCAGGCGUUGAGUUCCGGCCUAUCACCAUCUCAACUGUAACCUUCUCCCUUAAUGAUGUUCGCCGAAUCAAAGCUAAACUUGGAGGAACAGUGAACGACGUGAUGAGUGGAAUAAUAUUCUAUGGCACGCAACUUUAUCUUCAUACUGCAAGUAAGGGCAGUAGUAAAUAUUCAAAGGUGACAGCAUUAGUGUUGCUCAAUACUAGAGUCAUCAGUAACUACCAGAACUUACAGGAGAUGACAAAACCUGAUGCUAAAUCUCCAUGGGGAAACCAAUUUGGCUUCAUUCAUGUCUCAGUACCAAGUUCCACUGAAGAUCUUGAGAAAGGAAACCCACUGGAUUUUGUAAUGAAAGCAAGAGAGACUAUUAACGCUAAGAGGAACUCAUUGGGUGUGUUUCUCACUGGCAGACUCUUGGAAAUGUUGAGAAAAAUGAGAGGUCCAGAGGUCACUGCUCAGUAUGUUCACUCAACGCUCAAAAACACAAGCAUGACAGUUUCAAAUUUAAUUGGGCCGAUCGAGCAAAUGCAGAUCGCGGGCCAGAAUUGUAGGGGCCUUUAUUUCAUGGUGGUUGGCGUUCCGCAGAGCCUUACUAUAACCAUGGUGAGUUACAAUGGAAAAAUCAAGGUGGCCAUGGGAACAGAGAAAGGUUUCAUUGAUUCUGAACUUUUGGUGUCAUGCAUGGAGAAGUCAUUCCAAAGGAUCUUCACAGUCUCUGGUGCCAAAACUUGCUGAUUUUUUUUUUCUUCUUUAUUUUAUUUUUAUAUUUAUACCACCAAACUGAAAUUGGAUUAUGGUGUGAUGCUGUUCUAUUUAUGUUUAAUAAAAAUAUUGUUUGCUGUGA